AUGGCCGCACGAAGCGCAGCUCUCAAGCUCGACUGGGCCAAGGUCACCACCUCCCUCGGCCUCAAGGGCCAGACCGCCGCCUCCCUCCAGGCUUUCAAGCAGCGCAACGAGAACGCCCGCCGCAGGGUCCAGCAGCUGUCGGAGCUCCCUACGACCGUCGACUUUGCUCAGUACCGCUCCGUCCUCAAGAACCAGGCCGUCGUCGACGAGAUCGAGAAGCGCUUCUCCGCCUUCAAGCCUGCCACCUACGACGUGACCCGCCAGAUCAAGGCCAUCGAGGCCUUUGAGGUCGAGGCCGUCAAGAACGCCGAGGCUACCAAGCAAAAGGUCGACCUCGAGCUCAAGGACCUCGAGAAGACCCUGACCAACAUCGAGUCCGCUCGCCCCUUCGAGGACCUCACUGUCGACGACGUCGCCGCCGCCGAGCCCUCAAUCGACGAGAAGACCUCCCAGCUCGUCUCCAAGGGCCGCUGGACCGUUCCGGGAUACAAGGAGAAGUUCGGCGAUCUUUCCGUGCUCUAG
Messenger RNA from Colletotrichum orchidophilum, 522 nucleotides. RefSeq names its product ATP synthase subunit D. The record is from RefSeq and is a predicted model, not a curated record. The transcript has 4 exons. Lineage: Eukaryota; Fungi; Ascomycota; Sordariomycetes; Glomerellales; Glomerellaceae. Gene Ontology annotation, molecular function: proton transmembrane transporter activity. The coding region runs from base 1 to 522 and encodes 173 amino acids. Gene Ontology annotation, biological process: proton motive force-driven ATP synthesis.